Messenger RNA from Strongylocentrotus purpuratus (purple sea urchin), 1712 nucleotides. Its product is annotated as multiple epidermal growth factor-like domains protein 10. NCBI's taxonomy places the organism in Eukaryota, Metazoa, Echinodermata, Echinoidea, Camarodonta, Strongylocentrotidae. The transcript has a single exon. The record is from RefSeq and is a predicted model, not a curated record. Gene Ontology annotation, molecular function: scavenger receptor activity.
AUGUGCGGUAAAGGUUUUAUUGGAGAAACAUUUGAACAAGAAUGUCCAGAAGGGUUCUAUGGGCUUGAAUGCUCACAACAGUGCCAAUGUGAAAAUGGAGGAACAUGCAACCACAUAGAUGGCUCAUGCACGUGUACUGCUGGUUGGAUAGGACUAGAUUGCAAAUUCCCUUGUGGAGACAGCUCCUUUGGUCUACAAUGCCGGGAAGUUUGCGCCUGUCGAAACAAUGCUUCGUGCAACCAUAUCGAUGGGAGUUGUUUAUGCCAACCAGGAUGGAUAGGAGAUUUGUGUGAAAACAGAUGUCCAGAGGGACGUUACGGCAAUGCUUGUAAGCUUCUUUGUGGUUGCACAAGUGGUGGAUUGUGUAACCAUGUUGAUGGUUCAUGUAAUUGGUUUCCAGGUUGGACUGGCGUGGCAUGCAGUGCACGUUGCCAAGAUGGAUUUUUCGGACAAGACUGCCGACAGUUAUGUCAAUGCCAGAAUGAUGGCACAUGCGAUCACAUCGAUGGAAUAUGCACUUGUAAAUCUGGAUGGACUGGGGAAGUGUGUGCAGAAAAGUGUCCAGUAGGAUCUUAUGGGAACGAAUGCCUGCAACAGUGCCAGUGUGUUAAUGGAGGAACUUGUCAUCAUGUUAGUGGAGCUUGUUCCUGUGCUCCAGGAUGGCAAGGUGUCACUUGUGCUGAGCCCUGCAACAAAAACUUAUAUGGACAAGACUGCCAGGAGCACUGCCAUUGCCAGAAUGGUGCCAGAUGUGAUAAUCUAGAUGGGUCAUGCAUUUGCGGACCUGGAUGGAUCGGAGAGUUCUGUGAACAAGCGUGCCCUUUUGGACUUUUCGGAUCUGGAUGUUUCCAACAGUGUCGAUGUGCAAAUGGUGGAAUUUGCAGUCACAUCGAUGGGUCUUGUUCUUGUACUCCUGGUUAGACUGGACGGCGUUGUGGUGGGAGAUGCAGAGAAGGAUUCUUUGGUCACGAAUGUCAAGAAAUAUGCCAUUGCCUAAAUGAUGGUACAUGCGAUCACAUCGAUGGUUCAUGUACUUGUGAACCUGGAUGGAUCGAAGCCAUAUGCGAUGAAAGGUGUGUUCGAGGUUUCUUUGGACAAGAUUGUCUGGAACUUUGCGUGUGCCAGAAAAACGCAUCAUGCAGCCACAUCGAUGGAUCAUGUACCUGUUCGUCCGGAUGGGUUGGUGACAUAUGUAAUCAGCAAUGUCCUGAGGGGUUCUUUGGUAGUGAAUGCUUAGGGCAAUGUCAUUGUGAAAAUGGUGGAGCUUGCCAUCAUGUCGAAGGAUCAUGCCUCUGUACACCAGGCUGGGUUGGACCUACGUGUGGAGACUGGUGUGAAGAGGGUUUCUACGGCCAAGAUUUUCAAGAAACAUGCUCGUGCCAAAAUGACGGAACGUGUCACCAUGUCAAUGGAUUCUGUAUUUGUCAAUCUGGAUUCAUAGGAUCCAUGUGUGAAGAAACAUGCCCUCUAGGAUAUUAUGGGUACAACUGUGUGGACGCAUGUACUUGUCGUAACAUCGCAUCGUGCAAUCCAAUGGAUGGUUCGUGUAAUUGUCCUCCUGGAUGGGUCGGUUUACAGUGUAAUGAAUCGUGUUCAAGGGGUUACUAUGGACAUAUGUGUCAAGAGCCUUGUGGAUGUCAAAACGAUGCAGAGUGCAAUCACAUAGAUGGGGCGUGCACUUGUCAGCAAGGAUAGAUCGGGGAUUUGUGUGA